AUGUUGCAGGAUGUUUUUGAUCCGCCACUGCCAUCAAAUUCAAAUCCAGAUCAACAUCAACAUCAUCAAAAUCAACAUCAACCUCAACAUCAACAACAGCAACUCUCAGUUGAUGAAAUUUCAAGCCCUCUCAGUGCCGCGCAAAUUUUCGAGCUAUGUAACCCUGAGUUAUUUCCAGAAACUUUGCAGAAUUCUGAGGUUACAUCAAGCUCAAAUUGUUGCUAUGAAGAGAAUUCCUCGUAUGCCACAAAUAUAUUAGAUGUAGAAACUAAAUUCAAUAAUAGAAAUAGCAAUCACACAGUAGUCGCAACUCCAACUAGCACCAACAACAACAACAACAAUAAUAAUAAUAAUAAUAACAAUAACAAUAACAAUUCCAACACUAGCAAUAAUCUAUCUGUUAUCUUUGAUUCACAAGAAGAAAUCGACAAUGACAUAUCUGCCUCCAUAGAUUUCUCACUGUCACCGUCUUUCAACGUUCCUUCAUUCCUUCCGGUAACAUCACAACAGCAAGUAGAACAAUUUGAUUUCAAUUCUCACGUUCAACAGUUAACAGCAUGUUCAUCGGUGGAAGGCUUUUCACAGUAUCAUAAUCCAAAUGAUUCAGUUCCACCUCUUAUGGGAGCUCCAUUAUCAUUACCACCUGUUUUUGAAGAGGAUUGCAUAACUUCUGUACCUUCUUAUGUUCCUUUGAACCCUUCUUCUCCUUCUUGCAAUUAUUUUAGUCCUGCCGGAAUGGCCGCGUACAUGCCAAAUGGCCCUCUUACCACUGCUUUGUCUGCUGAUAGCUCUGGUUUGUUUGGUGGGAACAUUCUUCUUGGUUCUGAACUUCAGACUCAAGAGCUUGAUUAUCAAGGAGAUAGUGGUAGAAUUUUUUGCCCAGAUCCUAUUCAGAGGGUGUUUAACCCUCCUGAUCUUCAGGCAAUUAAAACUGAGAAUCAACAACUAGUAGCUGGUUCUGGAAGUUCUGCAACUUUAACACCAGAAAUCUCAAACUUGGAAGAUUCAACAUUCAAGGUUGGAAAGCUUUCUGUUGAAGAAAGGAAAGAAAAGAUUCACAGAUACAUGAAGAAAAGAAACGAAAGAAACUUCAGCAAGAAAAUUAAGUAUGCAUGCCGCAAAACACUGGCUGAUAGCCGACCUCGAGUUAGAGGACGAUUCGCAAAGAAUGAUGAUUUUGGAGAGGCACAAAGAACUGCUAGUGGAAAUCAUGAAGAAGAAGAUGAAGAAGAGGUAGUUGUGAAAGAGGAGGAUGAUAUGGUUGAUUCUUCAGAUAUAUUUGCUCAUAUCAGUGGAGUGAACUCAUUCAAAUGCAACUAUUCUAUUCAGUCAUGGAUUUAA
Messenger RNA from Lathyrus sativus (Indian pea), 1341 nucleotides. Lineage: Eukaryota; Viridiplantae; Streptophyta; Magnoliopsida; Fabales; Fabaceae. The record is from the annotation of a GenBank genome assembly.